AUGUCAGAGACCAACAGCACCAGUGCCGAUGACCUCAAUUCCAAAGACCAGGAAGGAGGCUCAGACGACGUCACACACCAUCUCUCAGGAUAUGAUAUAUCAUUGGCUGCCCGCAACAUCGCCAAUAGCCCUCUGAUCCGACUUCCUCCGGAGCUGCUCAAUCGCAUCUUUGAGGAGCUAGAGUUACAACUUGGGAUCAACGAAUGGGCUCCGCUCCUACCCUUUGCUCGCGAUCGCAUCGUCCCCUACAUCUCUUUAUCCAGCGUAGACUCUGCCACCCAUGCGCAUCGCUUUUUGUCUGCCGCGCCAAAUCUAUACCGAACCAUCCCUUCCCUAAUGAUCAUGGAGGGACGAACAAGACGGGUCGAGGACCACUGGGGAAGCUUCACGGACAUAAAGGAUGUCCUUACUUCGCUGGAACGCGUGGUUCGCGUGGGGAUUGUCGCAGACGGAGACCGCUUCACUACUCUCCACACGCAUGCGAAGGAUACCUUGCUUGAGCGGAUGGCACUCAUCUCGAGCUUGACCGUGCAUCGCUUCCACGGGACGUUCUCCUCCCUCAUUGCGUUCAUUGCUCAUUCGCCACAGCUCCAGUCCUUAGAGCUAGUUGAUACCCGGAUUGUAGGCUCUAACGACGAUGAUAAGGAGCAGGACGAAUUACCCACCUUGAGCUCGCAAUUAACACUGAAGAAGGUGAAGCUUGCAUGGGUGUUCGAAGGGUAUCCGCGACAAGGGUACAGUGACAAACUCGUUUCCUGGGUUUGCUCGCUUUGUCGGCCCAACACCUUGCGCGAAUUCUGGUACAAGAUGCCGCCUCGUGUUGUAUUCAGCAGUCAUAGCGCGGAGACUGCCAAGGAGAUCGAACGAGUUCUAGACCAUCUAAAUCCGCAAUAUGGCACAUUGCGAAACCUUCAUCUACUCCCGGGAUGUUUUCUCCUCAAUAUACAGGACGUCAUCCCUGUCUUACAGUCGAUCGCGCGCACGGAGAUCCCUCUUCGCACCUUGGUACUUGGCUGGGAGCCGGACUACAUGAAUUUCACCCUUGUGGAAAGCGACAUAUCAUACGUCUGCACUCACCUCAUCAAGCUCUACGCAAAUACCACACACCAUUACACUGUUCGGAUUGAACGGGCUCACGGUAGCUUGGGGUCGGUAAAGAAGCUUAGGUUGGAAGAUGUGGUGCCGAGGAACGGGGUCAAAAGGGCAUUUGUGAUCCGCCACGAGCACGGAGAGAUGGCCCUUGUUCGCAUUGACGAAUGGGCGUUGGACGGGUCGUGCUUGGACGAACCAAUUCCUUCUGCCCCGGGCCGGUCGGUUCGAGUCAGUCUCGAGACUUACUUGCACUUGCGCUCGGGAGAACUCUUCUUUGAGUUGCUUGCUCUCAUCUUCGAAGUGCAGUGA
This is a messenger RNA of Punctularia strigosozonata HHB-11173 SS5, 1401 nucleotides long. RefSeq lists its product as uncharacterized. The transcript is spliced from 3 exons. Lineage: Eukaryota; Fungi; Basidiomycota; Agaricomycetes; Corticiales; Punctulariaceae. The record is from RefSeq and is a predicted model, not a curated record. The coding region runs from base 1 to 1401 and encodes 466 amino acids.